Messenger RNA from Zasmidium cellare ATCC 36951, 1284 nucleotides. RefSeq lists its product as uncharacterized. Lineage: Eukaryota; Fungi; Ascomycota; Dothideomycetes; Mycosphaerellales; Mycosphaerellaceae. Gene Ontology annotation, molecular function: monooxygenase activity; FAD binding. The record is from RefSeq and is a predicted model, not a curated record. Bases 1 to 1284 code for a protein of 427 amino acids. The transcript has 2 exons.
AUGGCGCCUGCAUCACCCGAUGGCCUGGAUAUCAUCAUCCUCGGUGGCGGCAUCUCAGGCCUCACCACCGCCCUCGCCCUGACCAAAUUCGCCCCCAAAGGCCAGGUCCCUCGCAUCCGCAUCUUCGAGAUCCGACCAGAACCUGCUGUCAUUGGCGGCGCCGUCAACCUCACGCCCAAUGCCCUGCGAAUGCUCGACCAUCUUGGUGCAUUUGAAAUCUACCGACAACGAGACUACGGCAAGGACAUUGACUACCUCGAGAUCUUCGACAUUUACUCCGGCCGGAUCGCCAUUUCAGACUUUCGAGGACCAAACGGCAAGGGCAUUGGCGAACCGCCGUACAAAGCAUUGCGAAUCACCCGGGGAGACUCCCUCAAGGGUGUGCUCGCCGCUGUGGAGAAGCAUGAAAACAUCUCCAUGACCUGCGGCAAGCGGACCGUCAAGAUUGAGGAGAAUGAGAAGAAUGUCACGAUUCAUUUUGAAGAUGGCGGGUCGGCAACUGGAGAUCUUCUCAUGGGUUGUGAUGGUAUCCACUCUGUUACCAGACUGAAGCACGUCGAGCCUGAACGAAAGGCAUCGUAUACCGGCAUCUCCAACGCUUUCGGCUUCGCUCCAGUGGGCAAGGACUUCAAGACACAUUUCGAGUGCACCGCUAUCAACUUUGCUCAAAAGGGCAUGUUGCUGACAAGCUACCACUCCUCGGCAGCAGAUUCCGUUUAUGUGGGUGCUCUGAUGACAGUUGAAGACGUGGGAUCGCGAGACGGGUGGAAAGCCGUGGGAGCAGAUGCCGAGAAGACGAGGGGAAUGCUCAUGGAACGAUUCGGCGAUGCAAAGAUCCCCUGCAUCAAGCAAUUGAUCGAGCAGGCGCAGGAUUUCUUCCUCUGGCCUGUGUACACCCUCUCCAAACAUGGCAAGUGGUCAACGGACCGAGUGAUGCUUCUGGGCGAUGCAGCCCACGCCAUGCCACCCCAAGGCGAAUCCACCGGCAUCGUCUUCGAAGACACCGUCCUCUUCUCCCGCUGCCUGACCCGCUGGCUGCAACUCCGCAAGUCCGACCCCUUACGCCCUAUGAAGGAAGCCUUCAACGCCUACGAAAACCUCCGCCGGAAACGCAUUGAGGAGGCUUUCGAGGAGAGCGGCGCCGUGGUCAAGACGGUGAGCGAUGCCGGGUGGUUGGGCCAUUUCAUCAAGACGUGCAUUGUGCCGUGGUAUCUUUGGUUUUCGCGGGCGGGGAGGGAGAAGCAUUUUUUGGAGGAUGUUACGAAGGUGGAUAUUGGGUACUAG